Molecule: messenger RNA, 644 nt
Organism: Salarias fasciatus (jewelled blenny)
Lineage: Eukaryota; Metazoa; Chordata; Actinopteri; Blenniiformes; Blenniidae
Product: protein FAM180A-like
Exons: 3
Coding region: 98-601 (167 amino acids)
Source: RefSeq, a predicted model, not a curated record
AGUAGUGCCACAGCAGAUGAGGCUGUCCAUGCAUAGAGGAGGAUAGAGAUGCCAGAGAAGCGCCGGCACAGCAGUGGAAGAAGGUAAAUCAGCCGACAUGCUGCCGAGGAAGAUGGUUAUCGUUGGUCUUCUGUACUGCUGGAUCAGGACAGGGGUCGCACGAUGCCAGAGUAAAGCCUUAUUCCCAGCAGCGAGGAGGACGAAAAGAGCAGCGGACGAACCGAUGAACCCCACUUUCCACAGCUCCUUCAGUGACGUACAUCUAUUAUUUGAGAUCCUGAUGGCCGGGAUACAGUUUGACAGCAGCGGUGCGUUUUCAGUCAAGGACGCCGAGCUGGCUUCUCUCCGCAAGACCAAGAACCUGGACGUCAUUUGCGAGGAGAUAAUUCCCAAGAAGAUAACGGACAUAUUCAGGCUCAUAUCUGACCUUUCAAACUACGCCUGCCGCCUGCGUCAGGAGGAUUUUGAGCGCACCCUGCUGACCCUGGUGUACGCCGCCCAGCAGGUGGCCGGGUCCAGCAGCGAGCACCAAAGAGACGCCUGGGCGCAGUCGUUUGUUCAGUUAUACAAAGCCAUAAAGAAGGAUCUAACGACAGAAUGAGGGAACACUGGUGCUGUUAACCAUAAGGAUCCAUGUUGGAAUU